AUGAACUCCGCCAUCCCUAACCACAUCCCCUCUCGACCACGACCAGGUCCCGUUGGACGAUGGUACCUCCCUGUGAUGGCUCUGAUCGGCGUCGGAUUCGGAAUCUCAAAUUACUACUCCCAAUCAGCGAUGAACGCCCGGAUCGAGACCCAAGUUAGGGAGGAAGAGCGGCUUCAACGGAACAAGCAAUUGAUGGAUGCAUACGGACACAAGGAUAACUUGGACGAUGUCGAGCGGGCAUUGAAAGUUUAUGAAGUUCAAUGA
Molecule: messenger RNA, 264 nt
Organism: Aspergillus glaucus CBS 516.65
Lineage: Eukaryota; Fungi; Ascomycota; Eurotiomycetes; Eurotiales; Aspergillaceae
Exons: 3
Coding region: 1-264 (87 amino acids)
Source: RefSeq, a predicted model, not a curated record